AUGUCUUUAGAAUUUAGAGAAAUUCAUGUAUUUUAUGCAUAGAAAUAGGUUAUAACUUUCAAUGAUCAAAUAGAUUUAGUAAAGAAUCGUGUUGAAAAUUAGUUAAAAGCUCAACCAAAAGAUAUAAAGCUUCUGUUAGUAAUGGCAUAAAUCUAUCAUUUAUAUUAUAAUAAUUAUAAAUUGGCUUUAAAUCUUAUUAAGAAGGUGCUUUAAAUAGAUCCUAAAAAUGUUGAUGCUAGAUUAGAUUUAGUAGAUAUUAUGAAAUACCAUUCAGUUGGAGAGAGCUCAGGAAAGCAGACAUUAUUAGAGGAAUGUUUAGAAUUGGACAAAUAUUAUUGGCGCAUCUACUUUAUACAAUUAAAAGUUUAUGACUCGAUGAAAUUGAGCAAUUUAUUUUUACUCUCUAAAGCUAUAGAAUACUUGGAGAUGUUUCCAAAUAAUUUUUGGCUUAAAACAUAUUAUUUGCAAAUUGAUACUGAUAUGAGCUAAUAGAAUAAAAUUUAAGACUUAACUUACUUAAAGGAAUCAGAAUAUUUAGAUUUCGAAAUGCUUAGAAGAUUGGCCUAUAUUACUAAAAAUUAAUAAGAAAAAGAUUUUUCAAUAUUAUGUGAAGAAUACUCUAUUAGAUUAAACCCAAACUCAUUUUAUUCUCUAAAUAACUUAGCCUACUCAAUAGCUAAAUACAAAGAUAAUUAAUAAAAAAGCAUAGAAUAUUAUAAAAAAGCUCUUGAAUAAAAUCCAAACUAUUUUACCACUUUAAAAAACUUGGUAAUAACUUAUGAAGAUAUUAAAGAUUAUACAAACAGUUUGUAAUACCUCAAGAGAAUAUUAAGACAAAAUAAGAAAAGUGAAUUUGCAUAUCGGAUGAUGAUUGGCAAUAGUUUUAAAGAUUAAGAAUUUAAAAUUGGUUUAUUUUUUGCUAAAAAAAGUGUUGAGCUCUUUCCAAAUUAAUUCGAUUUAUUAAUCUCAUAUUUAGACUUGAUUGUUCGAUCAUCAGGAUAUUAAAUUUACGAUUAUGAAGAAUUUGAAAUUGUAUCUUUUUAAGCAAUGAAAUAUAAAACGAAAAAUGUAUCAGAAAACGAUUUAGACUUUAUUUGCUAAAAUUUAAUCUACAUUUAUUCUCAAAAUAAUUUAAUUGAUGAUUUUUGGUGA
This is a messenger RNA of Tetrahymena thermophila SB210, 1152 nucleotides long. Its product is annotated as tetratricopeptide repeat protein. Lineage: Eukaryota; Ciliophora; Oligohymenophorea; Hymenostomatida; Tetrahymenidae. The transcript has a single exon. Gene Ontology annotation, molecular function: protein binding. The record is from RefSeq and is a predicted model, not a curated record.